GGAACAUCAGCUCAGUGCGUCACUCGCAGCAUCCUGCGGAGCAUGUCCGUGAGUCUGGCCGCCACCCUCAUCACCAACAGCAAUACCGGAAUCAAACUUGAUGAGCAGAUACGGGUCACCGAGUUUUGCAGAGGGCAAUUCUGGCAACACUUUCACUGAUGAAAUCUGCCUCCUCGAGGAAGACUGGCAAAGGUGAAUGCUGGCCUCUGAGAUAAAGAAAACAAGCGCGGUCAUCUGUAAACAGAGGGGGGAUGCUCCUCAGCCGGGACAUCUGCUCUUUGGUUUGACUUGCAUGUUAAAACAGACGAGCAGCUGUGAAUCAGCUGACUGCAAAUACCAACCUGAGGUGCAAGCCUGAGCUUUCACUAAGACGAGUAAGUGGCAAACUUCGCUCACAGGCUCCUUCUGGUUGCGUUCCAAUGCUUGAUCUUUGCUGUAUUUUGUAAUAAAACCAUGAACUUCCCCUACUAUUAGAGGGUGCAAAGAAGAGAAGUCACUGACUAAAAAAAGUAACAGUGCAGGUCAGAUGAAUCAUCCAGCAUUGCAGCGUCAGGUGAUUCUGCGGCACAUGAGGGCUGGGGAACCUGCUGCAUUUCAUGCGCAUACUUGUUUGUCUGAACACACCAAAUAUGUUCAGAAUGGACUUAGAUUUGAAUAUUCUCAGCUGCUCACGAGGGUUUAAAGUAAACAGUUUAUUUAUCUGAGGACGGAAGCGUUCCUAAGUUGAACGCCUGAUGUGACUGCUGCGCACAUGACGAUCUUCAUUUUUAGGAAGCGCUGGAAAGGGCAAACGCAUCACUGUGUUUGCGUUAGUGUGGGAAGGCCAGUGCCUGCCUGUGUGUGCUUGUGGCUCGUUGCUACAUUUGUAAGAAAGAGAACAAUACAGUAAAUCACGUAAACAAAUGCGGUAUACGUUACCAGAUAAAACUGACAUCAUAUGAUGCUUCAUUGUGUCCCUAAAAUAUGGGGAAAAUGGUUAACAAGAGCAAACGUGUCAAAAAAAUGUAUAUAAAGGGGGAUUUAUGCAGGGAGUGGAACAUCUUUUAUCUUGCAGCCUUUCAGUUAUCAUGUGUGGGGGAGAGAUGUGCAUGAGAGAUAAACUGAGAAAUGUAUUUGGCUGUAGGGCUUAAUGAUGGAAAGCAAUCUGUUUACACACAAUGCAGACAGAAAAAAACUUCAGUGGCUGAGACGUCAUCUCCAAAUUCAACCCUUGCCCAUCUGCACUAGGUUCAAUUCUGUCCUAAUGUUUCUCUCUUUUUGAAGCCUGUCCUCACUGUUUUCCCUUUCACAGGGCAAGAAGACUAACCUGAGGCUCUUCUCGCCAGCCAUGUCGAGCGAACGCACCCCUCUGAUCGCGUCAGGGGUGUGCGGUCUGUCUGUGACCGCGGCGUCAUGCAGCACAGCGCCUGACGCCACCUCUGAGUCUGGCUCUGGGACUCCCAGCAGAGACCCUCGUAAACUGAACACCUUUUUCGGGGUGAUGGUGCCAACCAUCCUCUCCAUGUUCAGCAUUGUGCUGUUUCUGAGAACAGGGUUUGUGGUUGGUCAUGCGGGGCUGUUACAGGGUCUAUUAAUGGUGAUUGUAGCCUACACCAUUAUAUCUCUUACAAUACUGUCCAUCUGUGCCAUUUCCACUAAUGGUGCUAUACAAGGCGGCGGAGCCUACUACAUGAUCAGUCGGUCUCUGGGCCCAGAGUUUGGAGGAAGCAUUGGUUUGAUGUUCUUCCUGGCCAAAGUGUGUGCAUGUGGAGAGUAUGUUCUUGGUCUUGUGGAGGCCAUACUUGACGUAUUUGGCUCAGAUCCUGAGUCAUCUGUGUCCAGGGGGAUGCAAGUACUUCCUCAGGGUUACUGGUACACAGUGCUAUACUCUUCAGUAGUUCUUCUGCUGUGUCUGCUUGUGUGUCUGGUGGGCGCCCACAUCUACUCCCGCACCGCCUUCGUCAUCCUGCUGGUGGUCACCGUAUCCUUGCUGUCCAUCUUCAUCAGUUCCGUGGCGGUCAAACCUCGUGACUUUGUCAUCACCCACCAGGGACCGGGCAACCAGACCCUCCGCUACAAUGCCAGCUACACGGGCUUCAGUGCUACCACGCUUAGGAACAACCUGGGCUCUGGUUACUCUUUGGACUACAGCACCAAUUCUGUCAUGUCUUUUGCCACCGUGUUUGCCGUCAUGUUCACCAGCUGCACUGGGAUCAUGGCUGGAGCCAAUAUGUCAGGGGAGCUGAAGACUCCGAGUGUUUCCAUCCCUAAAGGCACCAUCGUAGCCGUUUUUUACACUUUCACAGUCUACGUCCUCCUCUUCAUCCUGACCAGUGCCACCUGUGACAGGACCCUGUUGAUUCAGGAUUAUGGGUUCUUCCAGCGAAUAAACAUCUGGCCACCGUUCGUCACUAUCGGGAUAUUCUGCGCCUCGCUGUCAGCUGCAAUGUGCGCUAUGAUUGGGGCAUCACGUAUCCUCCAUGCUCUCGCUCUGGAUCACCUCUUUGGUCUGCCAUUAGCCCCGGCUGCCGUCACAUCAAGCUCGGGGAAUCCAUGGGUGGCAGUGCUGUACACCUGGGGCCUGGCACAGUGUGUAGUGUUUGCAGGCCAGCUCAAUGCAGUAGCAGGUUUGGUGACUGUUUUCUACUUGCUUGCCUAUGCCGCAGUUGACCUGGCCUGUUUGGCUCUUGAGUGGGCGUCAGCACCAAAUUUCAGACCGACCUUCCAGCUCUUCUCCUGGCACACCUGCCUGCUGGGGAUUCUGAGCUGUUUAGUCAUGAUGUUCGUCAUUAACCCUGUGUACUCCUCAGGCAGCAUCAUCCUCCUGUUACUGCUGCUCCUUUUCCUCCACUACAGAUCACCCACCAGCAGCUGGGGCUACAUCAGCCAGGCCCUCAUUUUCCAUCAGGUGCGUAAGUAUCUGUUAAUGCUGGAUGUGAGGAAAGACCAUGUGAAGUUCUGGAGGCCGCAGGUGUUGUUAAUGGUGGCCAACCCUCGCUCUUCCUGUCAGCUCAUCCUGUUUGUCAACCAGCUGAAGAAGGGAGGGCUGUAUGUGUUGGGACACGUGCAGCUGGGAGAUCUGGACACUUUGCCGUCAGACCCGAUCCAGCAGCAGUAUAACUUCUGGUUGAGCCUAGUUGAUAAACUCGGGGUGAAGGCUUUUGUAGAUCUGACGCUGUCGCCAUCUGUCAGACAGGGAACCCAGCAUCUGCUGCGCAUCACGGGCUUAGGUGGCAUGAAGCCCAACACACUGAUUUUGGGUUUCUAUGACAGCUGCACUCCUGAGGACUUCUUUCUGCACGAUACUGCAUUCUGUGACUCAUCAGUAGGACGAAGUAGUGAGGGAGAAUAUAAUUUUGGGGUUGACUUGCCUUCUCUACAGGCCCAUUUCCCCCCAGUCCGACACGUUGAGAGCCCACGCUGGCUAUCACCAGAGGAGUAUGUUGGGAUCAUUUCUGACGCCAUAAAAAUGAACAAGAACGUUUGCCUUGGCCGCUAUUUCUUCCAGUUAGAGGGAGAGGAUAAAGAUAGUAAGGUCGACGGAUCAGAACGGACUAUAGACGUGUGGCCUCUCAACCUGCUCCAGCCAGGCAGCCGUGAUUAUGAGGACGUGUGCAGCCUCUUUCUCCUGCAGAUGGCCUGUGUGCUCAACAUGUCCAGCAAAUGGCGCCACGCAAGAAUGAGAAUCUUCCUGAAUGUGGAGACUGAGUCUAGCGACCAGGGCUGGGUGGUAAAUGAAGAGACCUUUCGAGAGCUGCUGAGGAAGCUGCGGAUCAGGGCGUCGAUAAAGAUCGUUCCGUGGGACUCUGUGGUGCAGCACCACACUCAGCCAGACGGGGAGCAUUCUGCAGAGCAGACGCAGGCUCUCUCCGAGGGCUUCUUGUUGGCGGUGAACUGUAUGUUAAUGGAGCACAGCUCUCAAGCUGCUGUUCGCUUCCUGUAUUUACCUCGACCUCCUGCUCAUCACAGCCAGUCACAGCAGUACGUAGCUCAGCUAGAGGCAGUGACCAGUGGUUUAGGGCCAACGCUCCUGAUUCAUGGUGUCACCCCGGUCACAUACACUGAUCUCUGAGGAGUUUUGUUCAUUUGAUAUUGUACAUGCAGCAAAGUCUUAUCUGAGUACUUAUUUGGGUGAAGUAUAAACUCUAGGAUCAUUUCCUAUUUUCCUAUACUUGAACUGGGUUGGUGAUUGAGCCAAGAAAUGGGAGAAUACUAACAUUUUAGGUCAUGUUUUAUGUUGAUAUAACCUCUUACUCGCAUUAGCUUUAGGCCUGUCUUUUCACAUAAGACAGAUAAUACUGUGUCAAAGACUCUUCAGAACAAAAACACUUUGUUUUGAGCGUUACAGGUUUUCUAGGACACUGAAUAUAGAAAUGUCUAUAUAGGAUGUCAGGGAUGAAAUUAUGAAUUUGCAGUGUGAUACCAAUUGACCAUGGUAAAAAUUUUCUUGGUUCAGUUUUGAAAUGGUUUUGUAUUCAUUCAUAACGAUUGUUCUUUUGAAUUCCUUUGUAUAUUUGCUGCUUGCUUUUACCUUCAUUCUGACAUGUCUGCUGGCUGUUGGACCAAGUGAUCAAAAGCCUUUUUGUUGCUGCUCUGACGUGAGUUCUGAUUUUUGUUUUCCGUGCACUUAUGCAAACAUUUUUCUUUCGCUGUUAAAUGUGCAGCUCCAGUCUUCACAAAGGGAACCGUUGUGUACAUUUGACCUCAGAAUGAUGAAUGGCAUUUGUUGCUGUUGUAAAAAAGAAACAUAUUGGAUUUUUGUGCAUCACAAUGCAGACCGUCAAAAAUACACCAAAAAGGGUCCAGUCUAUGUCAGGACCAAGGAUGAUUCAGUCCAAGUCAAGAUUGAAACCAGAGCAAGUUUUCAUAUUUUUACUCAGCAAUUAAUUAACCAUAUUUACGAAAUGCAGAGUAAAUGUAACUGCACUGUUGGUAUGUUUUGUGUUAUAGCGUUCAACACUGCAUGGAUCU
Molecule: messenger RNA, 4950 nt
Organism: Xiphias gladius (swordfish)
Lineage: Eukaryota; Metazoa; Chordata; Actinopteri; Istiophoriformes; Xiphiidae
Gene: slc12a9
Product: solute carrier family 12 member 9
Exons: 14
Coding region: 1328-4051 (907 amino acids)
Biological process (GO): potassium ion import across plasma membrane; chloride transmembrane transport; potassium ion homeostasis
Cellular component (GO): membrane
Molecular function (GO): potassium:chloride symporter activity
Source: RefSeq, a predicted model, not a curated record